AUGGACGACUCGAUGGACGGCGACGCGUACGAGAUGGACGCCUCAAGUGACUUUGAGCCUCAGCAAAAGCCUAAGGCCAAGGCGCCCGCAAAGAAGCCUACAGCAGCACCAAAACCAAAGGCCACCAAACAAACCACCCUCAAGACCACCAAGACUGCUCCGAAGGCAGCACCGAAGCCGAAGAAGCGCGCCAAGCCAGACUCGGACGACGAGAACGACAUCGACCUGGACGACGACGACGAGAACACCGACGACUCGCUUCUGUCCAACACGCCGCCGAAGAAGGCAAAGAAGGCGCCAGCACCGAAGAAACCAGCCGGAAAGCCCUUGGCUGAGCUUGAGAACGAGAGCUUCAAUAUGGAUGUGCCGGUGAAUGAGGGCAAGUCGAAGAAGGGUGGUGGCUCCAGCGAUCAGUACGAGAAGCUCACUCAGCUCGAGCACAUCCUCAAGCGUCCAGAUACCUACAUUGGCUCUGUAGAGCAGACGACUGAACAGCUAUGGAUCUUCAACUCCGAGAUUCAGUCGAUGGAGAACCGCAAAGUCACAUAUGUACCUGGUCUGUACAAGAUUUUCGAUGAAAUCCUGGUGAAUGCAGCAGACAACAAGCAGCGUGAUAAGAACAUGGACGAGCUGCGUGUGUGGGUACACCCAGAACAAGGCGUCAUUUCGGUGAAGAACAACGGCCGAGGCAUCCCGAUCGAGAUACACGACAAGCAUGGCAUCUACAUCCCCCAGAUGAUCUUCGGCGAAUUGCUCACUUCGUCCAACUACAAUGAUGAAGAGGCAAAGACGACUGGUGGUCGAAACGGUUAUGGUGCCAAGCUCACCAACAUCUACAGUACCGAGUUCCAGCUCGAUACCGUGGACCGAAAGACGAAGCAGCGGUAUCGACAGACAUGGCGCAACAACAUGAGCACAAUCGAGAAGGCCAAGAUCGAAAAAGUCAAAGACAUGCAGGAUUACACGCAAAUUACCUUCAAGCCCGACUUCGCGAAGUUCAACAUGGAUAGUAUGGAUAAGGACUUCGAGGGUCUGGUCAAGCGUCGAGUCUACGACAUGGCCGGUACCGCCAAAGGUGUCAAGGUCUACCUUAAUGGCGAGCGCAUCAAGGUCAGCAAGUUCAAGCAGUACAUGGAGAUGUACACGAAGGCCAUCAAGAGUGAGAACAUUGCCAACGAUGGUGCAGCACCAGAGCAGGUCAUCCUGACUGACAACCCGCAUGAGCGAUGGGAAAUCGGAUUCGCCGUUUCUGACGGCUCCUUUCAGCAAGUCUCGUUCGUCAACUCGAUUGCAACCACUUCUGGAGGAACUCACGUCAACUAUAUCGCCGACCAAAUCUGCGACAAGCUCGAAGAGAUUGUCAACAAGAAGAACAAGGGAGGUGUGAAGCUGAAGAAAGCUCAGAUCAAGAAUCACAUCUUCUUGUUCGUCAACUGCUUGAUCGUGAACCCAGCCUUCACAUCACAGACGAAGGAGCAACUCACAACCAAAGUCAGCGCUUUUGGCAGUAAGCCAACAGUCUCUGAGAAGUUCUUGAAGGACAUUGCGAAGACCGAAGCAGUCACCAAUAUCAUACACUUUGCUCAGCAGAAGGCCGACAAAGUCCUCUCAAAAUCUGAUGGUAACCGCCGUCAGCGUAUGAACAACUCGAAGCUCACAGACGCCAACAAGGCUGGCACGAAGGAUGGCUACAAGUGCACGCUCAUCUUGACAGAAGGUGACUCUGCCGCAUUGCUUGCGCUCGCCGGUCGAGCUGUCGUCAACCCGGACUUGUUCGGUGUCUUCCCGCUCCGUGGUAAGAUCCUCAACGUUCGCGAUGCUUCGAUCGACCAGAUCUCCAAGAACGCAGAGAUCCAGAACAUCAAGAAGUUCUUGGGUCUGCAGCACAAGAAGGACUACACAGACACUAAGGGCUUGCGUUACGGCCAUCUGAUGAUCAUGACCGAUCAGGAUCACGAUGGUUCCCAUAUCAAAGGCCUUCUCAUCAACUUCUUGCAAGUACAAUUCCCUUCGCUCCUCCGGAUUCCUGGCUUCUUGAUGGAAUUCAUCACGCCUAUCGUCAAGGUCUGGAAAGGCGACGUGAAGAACCCCAGGCAGAAGCGUGAUUUCUUCACCAUGCCAGAAUAUGAAGCCUGGAGAGAGCUUCCCGGCAACUCCAAGGGCUGGGAUCACAAGUACUACAAGGGAUUGGGUACUUCAGACACCAGAGACGCGCAAGUGUACUUUGCCGAUCUCGAUACCCAUCUCAAGCAGUUCCACGCCAUGCAAGAAGGCGAGCCCGAGCUGAUAGAUCUUGCCUUCUCAAAGAAGAAAGCCGACGCCAGAAAGACAUGGCUUGGGAACUUCGUGCCCGGCACCUACUUGGACACUUCCGGUUCGGCGGAGAUCACAUACAAUGACUUCAUCAACAAGGAGCUGAUCCUCUUCUCCAUGGCCGAUAACAUGCGAUCGAUUCCCUCGGUUGUCGAUGGCUUGAAGCCCGGUCAGCGUAAGGUCAUGUACACUUGUUUCCGGCGCAACUUGAAGAAAGAUGUCAAGGUGGUGGAGCUGGCUGGUUCAGUCUCCGGUCUCACUGCAUACCCAUACGGCGAGGCCUCCCUUCAGCAGACUAUCAUUGGUCUGGCUCAGAACUUUGUGGGCUCCAACAACAUGAACAUCCUCGAGCCAAGUGGUAACUUCGGUUCCCGUUUGCAAGGUGGCAACGAUGCGGCCAGUCCUCGUUACAUUUACACGAGGCUGUCACCGCUCGCGAGGGCCAUCUUCCAUCAGAGCGACGAGGCUCUGCUUACCUACAACACUGAUGAUGGCAAGACUAUCGAGCCAGAGAUGUACGUUCCAAUCCUGCCCAUGAUCUUGAUCAACGGAGCCGACGGUAUUGGCACGGGAUGGAGCACUACAGUACCCAACUACCGCCCUGAAGAUGUGAUCGCCAACCUCAUGCGCCGUAUGGAUGGUGACAAGGACUCGAUGAUGCCAAUGAAGCCGUGGUUCCGCGGCUGGACCGGCGAGACCGAGCAGCUUAGCGAUGAUCGCUUCAAGUUCGGCGCCGCUAUCAGCAAGACUGGAGAUGGCGAAGUCCAAGUGACUGAACUUCCUGUGCGCUACUGGACGCAGGACUUCAAGGACAAGCUGGAAGAGAUUUUGAAAGCCGAAAAGGUACCAUCCUUCAUCAAGGACUACACUGAGUACAACACGCCCGAGACGGUCAACUUCAUCAUCAAGAUGGAGGAGAAGAAGCUGGCAGAGAAUGAAGACAAGCUGGAGGAGCUGUUCAAGCUGUCCAGGACGCAAGCCACCACUAACCUGGUUGCGUUUGAUCCUCAAGGACGCAUCCACAAGUACGCUACCCCACUGGACAUCAUGGAAGAGUUCUACCAAGUUCGUCUCCAGAAGUAUCACCAACGAAAGAGAUACCUCAUCAGCGAGAUGGAGCGCGAACUGAGGAGAUUUACAAACCAGGCCCGAUUCAUCAACAUGAUUAUCAAAGGUGAGCUUGUUGUGAGCAAGAAGAAGAAAGCAGUACUUGUUGCCGAGCUCCAGAAGCUCAAUUUCGACCGUUUCCCGAAGGUUGUGGAUGCCAAGAAGCAGGGCGAGUUUGAGGCAGUGGUCGAAGACGAUGCCGACGAGGCGGAUGACGCGGAUACCGCUGCUGGCGCGAGCGACUUCGACUAUCUUCUCGGCAUGGCCAUUUGGUCUCUGACUCAAGAGCGGGUAGACAAGCUCAAUCGCCAGAUCCGUGACAAGGAAGACGAGAUUACCGAGCUUACUGCUAAGACAGAGAAGGACCUUUGGCGAGCUGAUUUGCAAGCUUUGGAGGAGGCGUGGAACAUGAUGCUGGACGAGGAACUGAAGCGCGAGAAGAAGGUCAAGGCCAAGGGUCGUCGUGCUUCAGCCAAGCUUGGCAUAGCAGGCAAAGCUACGGCGAAGAAGCGGAAGGCUAAUGACAGUGACGACUUCUCUGAUGAUGACUUUGCGCCUAAGAAGCCAAAGACAACCGCCAAAUCGAAGGGCGUCGCAGGACUACUGGCUAUGGAUGCUGCUGCUCCAAAGACUGCUAAGGUCAAUGGCAUCGAGCAGAAGCCCGUCGCACCACCGCCGGCUGCGAAGCAGACAACGCUGGAGGCCUUCAAGCCGUCGCCUGCCGUCAACAAGGAUCCUGUCGCAGAUCCUUCCCGCGAUACGACGCCUGCGGAUGCAGGAACAGCCAAGAAGCGAGGCCGUCCGAAGAAGGUCGUUGAUCCUGAUGAUAGUGAUGUCAAGCCCAAGGCCGCCCCUGCGAAGAAGGUCAGUCGGCCAAAGAAGGUCGUGAGUCUGGAUGAUGAUGAGAACAUGGACGACAGUGAAGACCACUUUGCUGCUGUUGCCAAGGAAGCUCAACGCAAGCCUGCUCCGGCACCUGCUCGGGCUGGCAGAGCUGCUGCUCAAAAGGCGAAGUACGCAGAAGAUUCCGACGACGCUUCUCUCGAUGAAGGCAAUGACCUUGGCGACUUCUCUACCAUGGUCAAGGGCUUUGGCAGUGGCACAAACGAAGGUCAAACACGCCUCUUCCACGCCGCAUCCACCUCGAGACCCACCAGCAGCGCCGGCUUGAAGUCCAAGCCAAGCAAGAGAACGCUCACAGCUGACGAGAACGACUCUGACAGUGAGACUGACUGGGCUGCUCUGGCACAGAACUCUCCACAGAAGACCACGCAUACCACAAUGCUUGACGACGACUCGAUGGAAAUCGACGAGCCGAAGAUCGCGCCGAAGGCUCAACUCAAGGCAAAGCCUGCAGCUAAGCCGGUGCCAAAGAAGGCAGCCGCCGCCCCUGCACCCGCGCCCAAGCUGGCUCUGUCACCAGCGGCCAAGGCCUACGCAAAGAAGAAGUCAGGUGGAGUCCAAGCCAAAGCUGGUGCUUCCAAGCCGUCGAAGAAGCUGCCAGACUCGGAGGAUGAGGAAGAGCAGGAUGUGGACCAGAUCGCGAACGACAUCCUUAGCGAUGAGGACGAUGAUAGUCCAGUCAAGCCCACCGCGAGACCUGGUCGGCGUGCAGCUGCGUCCAAAGCCAAGUCGAAGUAUGUGGUUGACGACGAUGAUGAGGAAGAUGAAGAGGACGAUACUGCUGCUUUCAUUGACGAUGAUGAGAGUGAUUAG
This is a messenger RNA of Fulvia fulva, 5136 nucleotides long. RefSeq names its product DNA topoisomerase 2. Gene Ontology annotation, biological process: sister chromatid segregation; DNA topological change; resolution of meiotic recombination intermediates. Lineage: Eukaryota; Fungi; Ascomycota; Dothideomycetes; Mycosphaerellales; Mycosphaerellaceae. Gene Ontology annotation, cellular component: nucleus. Bases 1 to 5136 code for a protein of 1711 amino acids. The transcript is spliced from 2 exons. Gene Ontology annotation, molecular function: DNA binding; ATP binding; DNA topoisomerase type II (double strand cut, ATP-hydrolyzing) activity. The record is from RefSeq and is a predicted model, not a curated record.